Messenger RNA from Exophiala mesophila, 416 nucleotides. RefSeq lists its product as uncharacterized. The transcript has a single exon. Bases 60 to 416 code for a protein of 118 amino acids. Lineage: Eukaryota; Fungi; Ascomycota; Eurotiomycetes; Chaetothyriales; Herpotrichiellaceae. The record is from RefSeq and is a predicted model, not a curated record.
CAAAAACAAAACACUCUUGACCGCACAAAUAAAAGGCUGGAAAUCGAGUGCAUACGGAUAUGGACUUGGAUUAUGAUCGCCGCUUUCAACUCAUGGCACUCCUUGGGAUGACGGCUGCACUUCUCGCGAUAUAUGCGGAUACGUUAAAUAAACAAGAAUACGACGUAUACUACGACGAAGACGACGACGACGAAAAUGAUGAAGACGACGAUCACUACCAAACACAAGAAGACCCACGGCGGAAGAGAAGAAGGAAUUCCAACGAAAGCCAAGAUCUAGGGAGAGAGAAUCUCACGAAGCGGAUCCGGCUCAGUCAGCAAAGUCUCAGAUUGUUACAGACUCAGCAGAGACCUCCUUCAGUAGACAGGACUCUUCGCUGGGUUUCUGGCACUCGGAGUUUUUACGAGAAGCCGUAG